Molecule: messenger RNA, 462 nt
Organism: Westerdykella ornata
Lineage: Eukaryota; Fungi; Ascomycota; Dothideomycetes; Pleosporales; Sporormiaceae
Exons: 1
Source: RefSeq, a predicted model, not a curated record
GCAACAUACACCCUCGCCAUCCUCAUCACAGGCCGCGGCGACGCCCCUCCGCACCGCUCCCACUGGUCCUUCACCCUCUUCCCCUCGCUUCCUCCCUCCCCGCCAACCCUCCAUCUCGCCACCCUCUUGGAAGUAACCCCCCUCUCCCUCACUCCCCUCAUCUACACCUUCUCCAAACGCACGGGCGCAGACAUACUCCCUUUAGUGUCGGAGGGCUACGUCGUCCUCACUUGCUGCCUUACGCGCGAGGAAGCGAAGAAGGCGGAAGGCGUGAUUGAGAAGGAGAAAGCGCCGAGGAACGGGACGGAUCGGUGUCAGGAGUGGGUGGUUGAUUGUGUGGUUGGGUUGGAGGUGGAGGGGUUGGUUGCCGAUGGGGUGAGUGCGUUAGUGGGGAGCUGUGUAGGGAAGACGAGUGAGGAGGUGGAAAGGGAUGUGGGGUGGAGAUGGGUGGGGAGGGAGAGG